Dichomitus squalens LYAD-421 SS1 is the source of this 609-nucleotide messenger RNA. RefSeq lists its product as uncharacterized. Lineage: Eukaryota; Fungi; Basidiomycota; Agaricomycetes; Polyporales; Polyporaceae. Bases 1 to 609 code for a protein of 202 amino acids. The record is from RefSeq and is a predicted model, not a curated record. The transcript has 2 exons.
AUGGCUACUGGGACGCUCUCUCCGACACCUCCGGCUGCAAAAACCACAGUCUUCGAACUGAUACCACCCCGGAAUGGUUUCGGCGAGAAUACGUUCGUCUCCUCUCAUGGAGAAGCUUUGAAACCGGCAGAGCGCGCGUUCUACAAUCGAGAAAGACCUACCAAGGAGAGAAUCCGGUGGGGUUUCAAUCCAGACAAAGAUCCGCGCGUCGGGUCGCUACUACGUUGGGUCGCUGCCAUGUCAAACGGUCUCGCUGAAAUUGGCCUCCAAAGGUUCCUUGACACGAGAGAAAGAGGUGCGCUGUUUGCGAAUGCAGACUACCGCGUUUCUGUUUCCCCUGGCGCACCCCCACAACCCGCUUUUGACUGGGUCACGCUCUCCGAGCUGCAGGACACGCUCGAUUCGACUCUGCAGUCUUCCGUCACAUUGUACGAUCCGGCGUUCCAGGUGAUCGUCUUCGUAUUUCUCCUCUCGCCGUCGGGGAACAGCAUGGCUGUCUGGCGGAGAAAACUCAACGUUCCCGAUGCUAUACGCGAUGCGAACCAGGACGAGAUCCUCGCCGUGAAAGCAGGGCUCAAGACGACGUACCCGGUGUAUGUUGACGAGUAA